GUCGUUGCCUUCUUGCGGGCUUGUAAAACAUGAAGAGGCCACGAACGAGGCUUCUUAAUUGGUGGAACUUGCAUUGUGCUACUGCAAAGCAAAAUCAAUCGCCGUUGAGCUGAUCCUGGGACAGCCUUGUCUGCGAUUUCCUAGAAAACAACCAAGUGAUGCCACCGCCAGACUGCAAGAUGAUACGGUCAAGAUUAUUAUACCAGGCAUUGCUCAGAGCCUAGAUUUGUAUCGAGUGCAUGCCGAGAAGGAAUCUCAAAAACAAGACGUUUUACUUUAUCAAUGUUUGCGAUCAGAUUUUACACGUAGCAAUGGAGAAACGGAAAUGGAAGGCAGUUUUGCACUCGAAUACCAAGCCGCUAGAUUAAUCCGAGUUCUGGAAUUUUCUUUCCCAGAUGAGCAAUCGUUUGAUCUGAUUGGAUUUUCCCUGGGAGGUCGCGUUGCCUUGGCAACUGCCUGUUUAUACCCUCGCAAGGUAUCGUCUCUACAUUUGACCGGAGUCGGAUGCUCUCGUGAUGCGUUUGGAAUCGUAGUAUUGCGAGCCUGGGAACAUUUGCUAGAAACGAACAAUAUGUCAGGAUUCGGGUGGUCGGCCUUAUCAGCCAGCUAUUCGUCUUCCUUUUUACUCCGAAAUGUUGAUCAGUUGCCAUCAUGGGUCGAACAAUUGGAAGCCGAAUUCCCUAAUCGAGCCAGUGUAUCGGCACUCCACCGUUUGAUAGUUGAUACAUGUGACCGAGAUGGUGACGAAUAUACUGUGGCAGAAAUGGCACUACGGCUAGAUUCUAGCAUUCCUGUUACCUUGGUGGUCGGAGGUCAAGAUUGCCUGGCUCCUCCUUCCUCCGUGCAGCAACUAGCCUUUAUUUUACUUCAUCGGCGACAGAAUGAAACAUCAUCCUCGAGUGUGAAAAGCACUACUAUUCUUCAUACCGGACACGCCGUGCCCAUUGAGCAAAGGUCUACGUGGUGUCGAACAAUUCUUUGA
This is a messenger RNA of Phaeodactylum tricornutum CCAP 1055/1, 982 nucleotides long. RefSeq lists its product with no specific name. NCBI's taxonomy places the organism in Eukaryota, Bacillariophyta, Bacillariophyceae, Surirellales, Neidiaceae. The record is from RefSeq and is a predicted model, not a curated record. Bases 326 to 982 code for a protein of 218 amino acids. The transcript has a single exon.